AUUUAAUUACUCGCGAGUUGUAGUGUACCUAAUUAAUUUUCGAACAUUUUUUUUUUCAUUUUUCGCUAUAGAUAAAACAAUUAAUAUAACGAUGAUGAGGUAAAUUUUUCUAGAAAGUGCUCGAUUAAUGAAGUGUGUACAUACACGAGUUGAUUACCAAAUGGUUGUAUUUUUCGCAAAAUGUAUUUUUAUAGGUAUUCCAAAAGUUUUUUUUCAAAAAAAAAAUUAUAAUCAUUAACUCGAUAUGGUAAAUUAAAAGCGAAAGAUAUAUUGUAACCAUGCAUACAAUUCGCGAAAUUUCCAACGUGACAUUGUAUCGUUUGAUAUAUUGUUCGAAAUUUUAUCGGUGUGUUUGUGUGAGUUUAUAAAGUGCAUGCCCUUUUUCCAUACAAGAUUUCGGCAACGAUAACGUAUCCGCUGAAAAAAAGGAUCCCCUACGGAAGUUAGGUCCUAUAUGUAUACUCGUGUUUGAAAUUCUGAGAAUACGAUAGCAAAAAAAAAAAAAGGUAUUUGAUUUUAGCAGUUGGCUAGUCAAGUGAUAGGGUUCACACAGCCGUCGUGUGUGUCUGUGUAGCCGUAAAGUAUACAGAGUUAUCAUCUAUCUCUCAAGUCGUCUAGUAUACCUAUCACGUUUUUAAAUUCGGCAGUGUACGUUACCAUCGUAGUAUAUGAACUUACGUGCAAAAACAUGAUCGAAAAAGAACAAACUUUUAUACCGAGAGAGAUCAACUCAGCUUUCAAACGACAGGCAUGGUACACGAGCAUAGCCUACACGACGUAUUUUCUAUUCGGCGUUAUGCGGGGUUUCCCCGCAUUCGCUUUAGAACAAAUGAAAUCCAACGAAAGCAUCGUAGUUGUUCAAUCAGAAGACUCAUUAUCGUGGAUAGCUAGCUUGAGCAUAUUUUCGAACCCGAUUGGUAGUAUUCUGGCGGGAAUCAUAAUGGAUAAAUUCGGUAGAAAGAUCACAUUACAAUUAUCAUUAUUUACAUUUACUGUCGGCUGGACGUUUAUCACGUUUUCGCAAACCAUAUGGAUGUUGUAUGCUGGCAACGUAAUUGUCGGAUUAGCAAUUGGUAUGGGAGCUUGUAGCACGAUAUACGUCGCAGAGAUAUGCGAGAUACGAAACCGAGCGAUGAUGUUAUCAUUUUUGGAGAUAUACUAUUCGUCCGGAAUAGUGAUGGCUUUCUUGCUGACUUGCUACAUGAAAUGGAACGUGGCAGCUUUAAUAUUCACCAUGAUCUCAGCGUUAUCGUUAUUCCUAUUGUAUUACAUACCAGAAAGUCCUUACUGGUUGAUGAAAAUGAACAGAGUUACCGAAGCGUUGGAAUCGUACAAUAAACUAAACAAUAAACAAAUCGCAACCGAAUUCGAAUCGGAAUUCAACGAUAUUUUACUAUCAUUGGACGGCGUUAAACAAGAAACCGGACUACGAGUUUUACGCAAUAAUUUCAAAGCUUUCGCUAUAAUGGUCACUUUCCACGUUCUUUUGCAAGGCUGCGGGUAUAAUAUAACCUUAGCCUACGUCAACGAUUUCAUACCGGCCAGUCAUGGCAAAUUGAUCGCCAUUUUGUACUCGUUUUCAUCGUUCUUGUCCAGCUUCGUGACUCCGCUGACUGCAAACUAUCUUCGUCGCAGAGAAUCCACCAUGGUCUCAGGAGUAGGCAUGGCUUUCGCUUUGUUUCUGCUCAUGGUGCAUAAAACGUUCGCCGACAGUGUUACCUUCGAGUACUUCUGGUUCCUAGUUCCUAUCGCUUUAAGUUUAUUCAUGUUUUGUUGCACGAUCGGCGUUUUGACCCUAUCCCAAGCCAUGAUCGGUGAACUGUUCCCAACCGAGGUACGUGGAAUGAUGUGCGGUAUCACCGAAGCCAUCGGUACCAUAUUGAGCGCUUUAUCGGUCAAAUUGUACCCUACCAUUAGAGGAGACUACCAUCAGAACAUGUUUUUAACCUUUUUCGCCUCGUUCGGUAUCCUGACGGCGUUAUUUGGUAAAUUCAUCUUACCCGAAACACACGGAAAGAGUUUGAACGAAAUUCAAGAACAGUAUUUCCGAAGAAAUUCAAACGUCGUGGACUACAAGAAGGCUUCAAAGACGAAAAUCGAGCGGCAAAUUUAAUUUAUCGUCGGUAUCUGCAGGGGAAAACGGCGAAGAGGCCAAGCGGCCCUUCGUGCUAUCGCUCCCCUUACCGCGAGUAUCGCGUCUCGUCUCCCUUCGAACACCUAUACUUAAUAUCCGAAGUUCGAAAUACGCCAACAUUCAAGAUGACGAAGUCGAGCAGAUUAAAGAGAAUAAUUAAACGAGUAUCUGUUACCAUCUUUUUGAGAAUUUGAUAGAUGAGAAUCGCACCCACGCUGCGUAGUCAAGUAUAUUUAAAUACGCGAAUAUUCGAUGCUGGCAAAAGCUGCACAAAGAAGAAAAUCAACUAUAGAGUGGAAAAAAUUAAAGGUAUUUAGAAGAAUUAUUAAUCUUGUUGUUGAAACGAGUGAAAAACAUCUUUUAUAGAAAAAAUGAAAUUUUUUACGCUAGAAAAAAAACCCUAUUCUGUACCAAUCCUUGUUAAUUAUUUUUUUAGUAAUUUUAUCCAUGUAUUUUAUCUUUUUUAACAGUGUGUCGUGUGAUUUGCUCAAUGUCCUUUUUUAUUGUAUUUGUGGUAUUUUUUGUGUUUUAUAAAGAUUUAUUGGAAACGGUAUCAAACCGUUUUUUCAUUCUGAGUUUUAAUAAAUCGUACGAUUUUGAUGAA
Molecule: messenger RNA, 2738 nt
Organism: Planococcus citri (citrus mealybug)
Lineage: Eukaryota; Metazoa; Arthropoda; Insecta; Hemiptera; Pseudococcidae
Product: facilitated trehalose transporter Tret1-like
Exons: 5
Coding region: 689-2113 (474 amino acids)
Biological process (GO): transmembrane transport
Cellular component (GO): membrane
Molecular function (GO): transmembrane transporter activity
Source: RefSeq, a predicted model, not a curated record